AUGCUCCUGUCUAUGAUUAGAAGCAUUGACAAUCCUCAACAGCACCUGAGACUUCGGAACAUGCCCAUGUGUUUGUUUGAAUCCACAUUCCCACCUAGCAGUGUUCUUCUUCCCAGGUGUGGCCACACCCAAACACAGCACUCUGGGCCCAGUUCCCAGGUGAACCGUGGACUUGGCCUAAACCAGACAUUCAUUCAGAUACUCUUAUAUCUGUGGCACACACUAUAUUUCCCUGCCUUCCUCUCCAGAGCUAUGGCAAAACACCCAAGGCUCUUCUGGCAAUUAGUGCCAGGGCACAGCCAAGCUUCCUGCCUGGAUCAGCCGUGUCUUUUGGCCAAGCCAGUAAUGGAUCUUGCAGGUGAGGUGGAAGAGAAGGGUCUGACACCGCAGAAAGACACACAGGGCCCUCCCCCUUCCGAGCUGCGUCAGGGCUCAUGCUUUGGUCGUCUUAAAUUGUGA
This is a messenger RNA of Podarcis lilfordi (Lilford's wall lizard), 459 nucleotides long. The record is from the annotation of a GenBank genome assembly. NCBI's taxonomy places the organism in Eukaryota, Metazoa, Chordata, Lepidosauria, Squamata, Lacertidae.